GUCUGAUCCCGUUGGAGAAGCAGCGUUCCCUCAUAGCUUUUUUUGUCUUGUCUUUCAGGGAGGGAGCCGAUUUCCGGUAAUAGUAGAGGAACGUGGUACUGGAUGAGAACGCGGCGGCAGCAUCCUCGUUAGUCGGAGCCUGACUCUCUCUGCUUAAUGCUGGUUUCUUUGUCAUCAGGUCUGCUAAAAAAAUGACAGAAUAUAAACUUGUGGUGGUUGGAGCUGGUGGCGUAGGCAAGAGCGCCUUGACAAUACAGCUAAUUCAGAACCACUUUGUGGAUGAAUAUGACCCUACGAUAGAGGAUUCCUACAGGAAGCAAGUAGUAAUAGAUGGAGAAACCUGUCUCUUGGAUAUUCUUGAUACAGCAGGUCAAGAAGAAUACAGUGCAAUGAGGGACCAAUACAUGAGAACAGGGGAAGGCUUCCUAUGUGUAUUUGCUAUAAACAAUACAAAGUCUUUUGAAGAUAUUCACCAUUAUAGGGAACAAAUAAAGAGAGUUAAAGACUCUGAAGAUGUUCCAAUGGUGCUAGUAGGAAACAAAUGUGAUUUGCCUUCCAGAACAGUAGAUACAAAACAAGCUCAGGAUUUAGCAAGAAGUUACGGAAUUCCUUUCAUUGAAACAUCAGCAAAGACAAGACAGGGUGUUGAUGAUGCCUUCUAUACAUUAGUUCGAGAAAUCAGAAAACACAAAGAGAAGAUGAGCAAAGAUGGUAAAAAGAAGAAAAAGAAGACAAAGACAAAGUGUAUAAUUAUGUAAAUACAAUUUAUCCUUAUUCUUAAGAAGUACUUAAGUAAUUUUUGUACAUUACACUAAAUUAUUAGCAUUUGUUUUAGCAUUACUUUACUUUCUGCUUCAUGAUCCUGUUAGCUUUACCUGAAUGCUUGUUUUAAAUGACAGUGGAAACUUCAUUCCUCUUAAAGUGCCAGUAUUCUUUGACUGUUGGUUCUUGAACGAGCAAUGCCUGUGAAAAAAAAACAACAAAAAACCAACCAAACAAAAACCCCACACAUAAAAACCUGGGAACUGUCUUAGGACUCUUUGGUGCAUGCACAGUUGCUAACUUCCUAUUUUUCUUACUGAUUGUGAACUUCUGUUCUGUGUGCAAACCAAACAAUGAAAUGAUGCUCUAACAUCCCCUUUAAUUUUUUGGUUUUUAAAUCUGGUUGGGGAAAAAGGAAUAGUUAGCAAAAGAGACUUUCAUUUCAGCCUUUUAUUUUAGACUGCAAUAUAGAGACCAGAAGCCUUUAUAGUCUUCCUGUAGAUUUUGCUUCUAGGCAUCUAGUCUUGUAGCACUUCAGAUCAACUUUAAUGAAUGUAAAGAUAAAACUUUCACAAAAAUUUUUUUCACUGCAAUUUGUCACAGUCACUCCUGAAAGACUCUAUUUUUUCUAUUAAAAAAAAAAAAAAAGAAAAAGACAACAAUGCACAUCUGGCAAUGGAAAAAGUAAAAGUUCUAAUUAGGUUGAUUUGCUAUUGUUGAUGCAUUGCUUUACAACUUUCACUAACCUUUUGUGUCUGAAGACCAAGGUGAAAUCUUAGCUCUCCUGACCAUCACUAGCAAAUCUUCCAAGUAGCUUUGUUCAGUAGGUACAGGAUUUCACCCUUAGUGUCUCCAGGAAAUACUAGAAAGCCUUAACUGAGAAGUUGAUUCAAAUUCUUAGGUUAAUUCAUACAUGGAUCCAGAAUUUACCAUAAGAAUUAAAUCAAGGAAUCCUAAAUUAUAGAGUGAAGUAAAACUUGUUUUUUUUUUUCCCCCAAGAGUGGGAUUAGGUAUUUCCAGAUGCCCAUUUUGUGCAAAAUAGGGGAGGAAUUUUAAAUUCCAGUAACAUUAAAUGAGUUGGAAUUUAGCUGCUUCAUGCAAAAAAUUUGGAAAUCCACUAUGCCAUAAAAAUGGUGUGGAAUUUGCACAAACUGUCAGCAUAGAACAUGGUUUCCAGAGUCAAUGUUGUUUGUGUGAUGUUUGUGAAGUACUAGUUUUGUUGCACAGAUUAAAUGGUUGGUGAGUGGCAUUCCAGUGUCUGGACUGUCAUGAAGCUAGAUGAAGAUUUUAAUGUUGUCUUUCUCUGUGGUUAAGUUCUCUUGUGAUUUCACACUCCCCUCCUCUUUUUUUUUUCUCCUGAUUGGAAUUAAUGCAGAAUUUUUGCAGAAGCUUUCUUUUUUUGGUACUGCAGUAGUCUAGUUAUUCUGCACUAAAGUAAGAGCCAGUAAUUCCAGUGUUACCAGCUCCUGUUGUCUUACUGUAAAUGUCACAUUGAUAGUUUCAUUAGAGCCUGGGUUCCUGAAGGGACACUUCUUCAAGGUCCCUAACUCAUCUGCAGAGUAAAAUUUGAAAAUGUCACUCUGGUGUACCCAGUAAAAUAAAAUACAUUGGAGUAGGAUAGUUCAGGACACUGGAAGGUUUGGAACAGGGAAUAGCAGCAUUGCCGUAACCUAAGGUACACCUUAAAAAAAAUUAGGUGGAAAUUUUACACAGUACAGUUUUCAUACACCUGCCUAACUUGGACCAUUUCUACGAUGUCAGGGUGCAACUGCAUGAGAAACAUGUUCUUUUGCUUCUGCCAAAAAAUCCCCUCAGUGACUCUGGUAGGUGGAGAGCUGCAAAGCUGGCAGGGGAACUGUCUGGAUUGCUGUGUGUUCUUUAAUGUCAAUGUGGCUGAGAAACAAUGCCUUUCCCUGCCUGCCUCCCUCAGUCCCCACCCUCCACUGAGACCCUCUCCUCCUUUUCAGCUUUGAUGUGAAAUAUACUUCAGAUGAUGAAAUAUUCUGAAAAACAGUAACAGGAGAACCUAACAUGAUAUUGUAAGGACCAAUAAGGAAUACAAACAGAUUCUCAAUGUUGAAAAACAAUUUACAGCUUCCAAGGUUAAAACAUUUUGGAGACAGUUAUUUGUGUAUUAUAGACACCCUUGCUAAUAUAUGAAGAAUGUAGCAAAAGUGGAUAGUAUCCUUUGAGAAAAUGGAAGUAAUCUUAAGAUUUUUGGUAACUGAGUCAUGCUGCAUGCAAAAUUACGGCUGGUAUAAAACUCUUAUGCUAAUUUAACUAAAAACGGUUAGGAGAAAUUUUAGCUGAAAUGUCAAUCAUCAAAUGUGGAUUUAUAUAGCUCUAAUAUAAAGCUAUAUAUAAAACAGGGUGGGUUUUUUUUUUUUCCAGUAAAUGUGAUCUGUAGCUACCAAUCCAACUAAAUGAGUUACAAGAUCUGUUUAGAUUAGCCCUUAAUUACCUUUUUUUUACAAAUACACAUCCUUGCCGCUGUUGUGCAGUUUUGUCUUGAUAUUUGUUCAGAAUUGGUGAAGCAUGUUGGAUUGCAGCUUGCACAAGUUGAUCUCAUCCUUACUCUGUCUUGCCCUGUAUGAAAUGCUUUCAAAGAACAUACCUGGAUGCUGUCUGUUCUGAUAGCAACUACUAAAUGAACAUGUGAAUCGCAUACCACGUUAAUACAUUGAAUUGUCAUGUGUCAGGGAGUAACACCUUCUUACAGUAGCUUUAUGUAAUGCUGGUAAACUUCACUGAUGUUUUUCUCAAAACUCAAAUUUAAUGAUUUCGACCAGUCUGGUUGCCCUAAAAUUUUUGCUAACUUAAAAAAAAAAAAAAAAAGUUGCAGUUUGUAUUUUGUUACAAUAACAGAAUCUCUGUAAUGGGUAGAUACUGACACAAUCUUCUGCUCAGCUAUACUAUGAAGCAAUACAAUUAUUACCUUCAAAGACCAUCAAACUGUUAAGAAAUCAUUUUGUCACAAGUUUACAUAAAGCUACAUAGAUGGUAAAUCUUUCCUAACAUUUCUUUAUUCCACUGUCCUGUGUUUUCAUGUUGAAAAUACUUCUGCUUUUUCCUCUUGAGUGCCAACUUCUUACUAGAAUGACUUCUUAAUGUAAUAUGUUUACCGGAAUGUAUUUUAACUAUUUUUGUAUAGUGUAAACUGAAACAUGCACAUUUUGUACAUUGUGCUUUAUUUGAUGUGGAACAUAUGCAGUGUGAUCCAGUUUUUCCAUCAAUUUGGUGGUGUGACCUAGGAAUGUUGGUCAUACCAGACAUUAAGUUAAAAAAAAAAAAAAGCCACUUUGUUUUAAAAUUUUUAAUGUUUUUAGGAGUAUGUGCUGUGAGGUGAUCUGGAAUUUGUCUCUUUUUUUUUUUCCUUUUUUUUUUGUUUUUGUUUUUGUCAAACUGUACUGCUCCUAUUUAUUGUAAUGUAAUAAAAAAUAGUUAUUGUGA
Molecule: messenger RNA, 4212 nt
Organism: Apus apus (common swift)
Lineage: Eukaryota; Metazoa; Chordata; Aves; Apodiformes; Apodidae
Gene: KRAS
Product: KRAS proto-oncogene, GTPase
Exons: 4
Coding region: 192-758 (188 amino acids)
Biological process (GO): Ras protein signal transduction
Cellular component (GO): plasma membrane
Molecular function (GO): GTP binding; GTPase activity; GDP binding
Source: RefSeq, a predicted model, not a curated record